This is a messenger RNA of Lytechinus pictus (painted urchin), 3138 nucleotides long. RefSeq names its product D-3-phosphoglycerate dehydrogenase-like. The coding region runs from base 1 to 942 and encodes 313 amino acids. The transcript is spliced from 6 exons. NCBI's taxonomy places the organism in Eukaryota, Metazoa, Echinodermata, Echinoidea, Temnopleuroida, Toxopneustidae. Gene Ontology annotation, molecular function: phosphoglycerate dehydrogenase activity. The record is from RefSeq and is a predicted model, not a curated record.
AUGAACAGGAUUGUCAUCAUAGAUGUCUCUGAUUGUCAUCUACCUAACAAUAUUGAUGCGAGCGCAAAGAGCGAGGUGGCCGUCAAAUCAAACUCGGCCCUUGCCCUUCUUUGGGAUUCUCGUAUCUCUUUUAGUCUUGGAGAACCUCCCACAAACACUGCCCUGGUACAGCACCCUAAAGUGAUAGUCACCCCUCAUCUCGGGGCUAGCACAGUGGAAGCACAGGAGAGGGUAGCUUGUGAGAUCGCUGAACAGUUUGUUGAUGGUGUCAACGGAAAGUCACUGUUUGGAGCGAUCAAUGCCCGUGCUCUGUCCAACGCCCUAUCACCUGAGACGAAACCAAUGGUAUCGUUAGGUCAAGGGUUGGCCGUCGUAGCUUCAUCACUCGCCAAAGGACAGCUAAAUGCCGCCACCUUCCAAGUCACUACAUAUGGUCCAUCAUUGGCGAAAGCUGGUUCGUAUUUGAAGGCUGCCGUCUCUGCUGGGAUACUUCGAGUGCAGACCGGGGGUAACAACGUCAAUCUAGUCAAUGCAGAGCCUCUCCUAGCUGAACUAGGAAUAGAGAUCAUGGUGAACCAUGAGGAUGCAGCCCCGGCCAAUAGCAAGGCUUCCGUUGCCGUCACCAUCACCGUGGGCGGGAACCCCCACAGACUGGGCGGAGCCGUGUUUGGUACCAGCCCUCAGCUUGUUGAGAUUGACAGUGCGACCUUUGACACCGGUUGCCCCCUGUCUGGUAACUGGUUGCUUUACAGGUCGCAGAAUGCUGCUGCUUCGCUAGCCGCUAUUGCAGGUGCCCUUGGAGAAAAGAACCAGCUCCUUUCCUUCUCGUCCAGUGCCCCGACCAACGGCGAAUCUUGGAGUGUCCUCAAGCUGGCCUCGCCACAGCCAGGAGUCGAAGGUCUAAAUGGAGCCGUGUCCAGUGCCGUCUCUUUUACCAUCUAGAACAAAAGAAUUUCCCAGAAUACCUCACAAUCUGCUGCAUCCCACCAUCCGUAUCCAAGUCACAUCAGACGAUGACCAUCAACUUGGCAACCACAUAGAACUUCAAAUUGGCAACACACAACACAAAGGAAGUGAUUCCUCGUUGUUGUUUUAUUCUGAUAUCAUAGAGUUGUUCAUUUCUGCCCUUUCCCCCUUCUCACCAAAUCAUCCAAAUAUAACAUUCACCACUAUGAGAAGUUUAUAGUCUUUUAGGAAAAAGUACUCUUAUGCAGAACUUUUGGUUAAUGCCUGUUCCAGUUAGAGUUAUCUUAUCAGUUAUAUAGUCUUAAUUUAUUCCUCUGCUGAAAGCUUUAGUUGGUGCUCUAUGUAGUUAACUUAGACGUAUUUGAAAUAUUUCCCUUUUUAUUCUAGUCUGGGUGUAGACGUGGGGGCAUCGUGGUCUGUUGGUUACGACUCUUGUCUUUCAAUCAGAGGGACAUGGGUCCUUUAAUUCAAGAGUUGAAGGUGAAACGUCAUGCUGCGAAAGAAAAAAAAAUAAAAUCAAUAUCAGUGUGAUUGUACCGUAGACGCUUUUCAAUAUUCUUUCCUUAAAGCAGGAUUUUAGGUAUGAAAACUUCAAAUCAGCAGAAACAAAAAUUUAGAAGCCAACAAUAGUACCUGAUUGUCAUUGCUUGAUUGUUUUGGUUUCAGGACAUGUUGCCAAUUUGAUAGAUAAAAUACUCCUCUGGUUCGUUAUUCAUUCCAUACUGCAUAGUGAUUAGACUGAAAUAGUGAUUUGACAAAGAACAAACAAAUUAUUAUUCUCUUUUUUAAAUCUAGAAGAAAUUUGAGGGUCUAAUGACUGUCAGAACAAUUUACAUGCAUUAUCAUGUAUAAAUAUGUAAAUUUCAUCAUGUACAAUGUUUGGAAUUUGAAAAGGUGAUUUCAAAUUUCAUUUUGUAAUUUUAUCAACAAUAGCAGUAUUCAGGAAUGUCAUUAAAUUGGCAGAUGAUCAUUAUGUGUAUUUACUUGUGCCACUUAAGAAUAUGAUCAUCGUUAUUAUGUGUGCGUACUUGUACUUGUAAUCAUAAAUGAUAGCUGUGAUACCAAACAAAUUGAUUUGUGCAAAUAGUUUUAUUACGCAUCAUUGACUAGCCUCCUAUCAUUUUGGAAAAUAUUUCUUGUCUUGUGUUCUAUCCAAGGUGAGAUUUGUAUCUAUUUGUUUUGUUUUUCUUUUGAUUUUGAAACUGAGGGGAUAGGUAGGUCUUUGAAGAUCAAGAUCUGAGUUAUUACAGUAGUGAAUGCAAUGAUGAUUUAAAGACAAUAAUUGAUUCCAUCCAAUCGAAGCCAUUGAUUUAUUUUCUUUGUUUUCACCAGUCAUGCAUUAAUAGAAGCCUGAUGUGUGAAUAUAAUUUUGAAUUCAUUCGACUUCUCAGCGAUUGUUAGGACAGAGUUUGUUUUAACACAUUGUGAACUUUUUAUAUGAUCAACUAUACUACACACUCCAGUGAGACGUGCCACUUCUUUUCUAUUUUUAGGCAAAAUCAGUCCUUUUCUUCAUUUGAAAAUGUUGUGAGGUGUGAUUUGUUCACUAAAGUCACCCAACUCCGCCAUCAUUCUCAUUACCAUCUCCGGCAUUAGCAGAUCAAGGAAUUCCACAAUGAAGGAGAUUAUUUCUAGAAAUGGUUCACUCUUGAACAAUUUUCCACUCUCUGCCAUGUUUUUAUGCACCACCUCUUAUCUGCCAAAAAGUUGAAUAUGUUGCAACAAUUUUACAGAUAUGUUCCUGUUGAUGGUGUGUACUAACAGGGGUCAAUGUGUUUUCUAGUGUUUUGUCCUUCCUCCUUUGUGUGGACAGAAAACCACAAUACUACUUUGGUAGUAAAUUUGUAUCGGAGUACUUCAAGCUAAUCACGAGGACAAGACUUUCAUGAAAGUUCUACUUCGUCAGUUUUCUCAAUUGACUCGCAAUUGAAAUUAUGCAUAAAGGAUUGUAUACGAUAGUAGAUUGCCACAAUAUCUGAACUUGCUUCUAUGUGAGAAGUCAAGUUUUCUUGGUUACUUUUAAAGUUCAUGAUUAUACAUUUGUGCAUAUUAUUACAUUGCAGUGCAGCUGUGUUAUAAUUUCCAGUGCAUUCAUAAGUGGUCUGUACAAUGAAACGUUACCAAAUGCCUAUUAAAGUAUGGUUUGGCUCAAAGUCUCUCAUUAUAAAAAUA